Fusarium odoratissimum NRRL 54006 is the source of this 8308-nucleotide messenger RNA. Its product is annotated as cell wall integrity and stress response component. The record is from RefSeq and is a predicted model, not a curated record. Bases 3798 to 4904 code for a protein of 368 amino acids. The transcript is spliced from 5 exons. NCBI's taxonomy places the organism in Eukaryota, Fungi, Ascomycota, Sordariomycetes, Hypocreales, Nectriaceae.
CAAAAAUAUUUAAAAUUGUCAAGGGUUAUGAUCUGAUGGAUUGAUUAUACGAGAGCGGGGAGACGGGUCAAUGCUCGUGUUAUUGCAAGGGCAAGUUUCUGCGUCAAAGAUAAACGUUCAUUCCUGACACAUGAUUGACUUGGAAUCAACAUGGAAACGAUUCAGAUAAGGAUAAAGAAAGAGAAAAAGGCUUGUUCUGUUUCUCUAUGGAGUAAGUAAACCGAUCGCGAUCGCUCGCUCGCUAUCAUGCGGGAAUCUCCAAGAACAUGGCCGAACGGUUUCGCGCAUGUUAUUUCAUGUUUCUUUCCAACCUUAUCCCACUUACAACCUUGUCAAGUCCAUUAUAAUCCAUGCUCCCUCUCUCCCUUCCGCGGGCCGGCUCCAAAAUGACUGAAACCAUGAGCCCCACGGAGCAGGGAUAUUGAGAUUUUGGUUAUGGUCUGUGGACUGUGGAGCAGCCAGAGAUAUUGCGAGAUAUUCACUGGUUUUGAUGCCGAUCAAACAUCUCAGGCCUCUAGAGGUCUUACAAUUCUCACCCACAACCAUCAUCUUGGUCUCUACUUUGUCCGGCGACGGGAUCGUCUUGGUUACAAAAAGGGGCCGGAAAUGGCCCGUUACGGUAGGUCGACGUUUCCUAAACUGGGCGAUGCCACGUCCAACGGCGCGGCGCCGAACUCAGGCACUAGUUCAUGUGAGUUGAGUUCUAUGUUGGGGAUAGUGAGAGACAGUAGAGUACGGUAAAGUAGUGCUUAGAAGCGGGAAGAGAGUCGAGCCGUAAUACACAGCGGGAUGCACGGCAACUUUGUUUGUCCCCAAUUGCUUCAUUCUGUCGUCUUCGAUUGAGGAGAAUGGGAUGUUUUUCACACAAUAAGGAAUGGUUCCAUAGCCAAGAAGAGCCGCUAGACUCACGAUAUCAAUCGCGCGUUUGGAGGGUGGGAACAGUGGAGUCAAAACAAGAUGAUGCGCAUGGGGGUUAACCAAAAAUAUGCACCAAUAUCCAGGCCUAUUGGGGCAGUUAUAAUUCUGUCAAGUUAUCUUGACUGAGAUCUUGGGUUGGAGCGCGAAUUACCGUUCAACAGCUACAGCAAACGCCGAGAUCUUUAGAGGAGUUGUGUUUCAAUAAUCUCGUUCUAGCGUUGUACGUUGUAAGAUUUGAAGAGCCAUCUGCGCGUCAUAACAGGAGGAGAUGGAGCGGAGAAAGAAAGAGUUUGUGACUCUGAUGCUUUUUCUUUUGACGUACCGAAGGAAUCACACAAAGGGAACCAGAGAGAAGAGUGCCAAGGGCUGAGGUCAAUCCGGAUAAAGGGUUGCCGAGAAGAGAGUGAAGUGGUUGUCACUCUCCAAUUUCAAUUUCUCAAGCCCAUAAAGGUAGCGGCAAGCCAAAGCCAAAAGGUUGAAGCCAGCUGAUUAUAUGUUAGUAUACUAGACUAUGUGAGGAGAAAAGGAAUUGUUUAAUAUUUAAAGAAUAUAAGAGCAUUCAGUGAAAGAUACAGGUAGACAGAAUGACGGUUUGCAAGGAUCACCUUUCCCAUACCACAUCACCAUACAAUUCACAUUUCAGACCACGAAUUGCGAUUGUCGGACGGGCUCUUGCAACACUCCGCAACAGUCUUAGUACUCGUCUCACUCUUCGCUUCUAUCAAGAUCGCCGCUCACACCCUUGUCCAGGGCCCAUGCAGAUCCCACUCCUUCUUCUUUGAUUGCCCCUGCAACUUCCACACGAUAUGACACGACACGCCCCCUGUCAACCUCCCGUAAUAAAACUCAACCAACCCAAAAAGCACUGUCACUCCCCUAAAACAACAACAGCGCCCACUGGCUCUCAGCGGUGACGACAUCUGCUACAGGCAUCAUAUGAGGCCACGGGCGCCUCGUGUUUUAGUGUCUUGUUGGUUAGGGAUAGGGGAGCUUGCGAAACGAGGGUCCAUCUUUUAUCUUAUUUUAUUUAAUGAAUUUUAUUUAAUUUUUUCUGUCGAACUGUGAUUGAGGAUCAUAUCAGAUUUCAAGAGGAAAAGCCUUGUGUGUAAUCCCAUAAUAUGUGAAAAUCGUUUCGUCACUGUGAUUCUGUGGACAGCUUCAUACUGGACCUGCUGUUGACCAGCAACAACGCGAGGAUUGCUUACCUCAGGUAAUUUCAAGUCGAUCAGUUCUACCUCUUCUGGCUCAAUUAAUUUCUUCAAGUUCCUUUCCUGUAAUAUCAUCUUAUCUCUCUUCUUCUCUUUCUACGCACAAUUGACUUGUCCUUCAUUCCUUUCAAUUCGUUCCUUAAUAUUCUUUCAUUCUAAGCUCAAUCCUUUUGCUACCACCUCAUUUUACACGCACCCGCUCAUUCACUCAACCUAAAAAAGAAAACAGACAAAAAAAAAACGGCCGUUUUACGCCGAGAUAAUAGCACUACUGCACCACCACCAUCACACCUCUUUUCAUCAAUCACGCUCAAAGGGAACUACCUAUUAGGCCAUCGGAUCGGUCUCUUCCCGCUUCAUCUUGACUCCCCUCUCCUUGGUUCUUUUCAGAGCGUGGAGCCUCCUUUGUCCGCCCAGCCUUGGCUCUGCAGCUGAGUAUUGGAACCUUUCCAUUUUUGGUCUCACGACCCCUGCGAUACUUUGGACGGUACGUACUGCACUACUUGGACUUUGUUGCCAGGUCGUAUCGUGACCUCCAGUGCAACUCUAUUCAAGAGUAUCUUUUUUUCUACCAGGGCGUUCCGUUCUUCAGAGGGAGAGGAGUCGUUGACAAACUAUCGACUGAGGACCACUCCAAGGAACACAUCGAUCCUUCUACAGGAAUCGACAAUCCAAUUUAUCGAUUUUGCCUAGGUUAUUCUCAUCCGUCGCUAUUCCCAGGCCCUCUUCUCUUCUCAAGUUGGGCCAAAUUUGGUUAGAAAGUUCAUCGCUCGUCUUCGUUCUUCCUUCCUUGUUUCCCAUCCCGGUCGCUGCUGCCGCCGCCCCUCCACUAGGGCCCGGGACUACCGUGCUAGGUACAGAUACCUACCUAGCUCUUACCUGAUUUGACCACUCUAGUCGCUACUUCCCUCACACCUUUUCCCUUCCCAAAUCUCCCCUUCUCGACCUUGAUCUCUUGUCACGUAUUCCAACGUCCAGCUCUCUACCUCUACCUAUUAUUUCUCAAUCACACCCAACCUCCCCUCCUAAUCAUCUCCACGAUAUCUAUUUCGUUGGCUGGGAAUUGUUCUCCUUUCUUUUUUUUACCCUUGUGGUAAUUUUUGGAUCUGGGUUUCUUUCGUCUUGGGAUAAUUGGCAUUGUUCAAGUUUUGGGAUCGCAUUAUAUCGUAUCGACCGUUCGCUUGUGUUGGCAGCUGGAAUCUACGAGGAUUGCCAGAAUCAUUCAUCGACAACCAUUUGAGCCUCAGGAAGCUCUCGACUCAUCACUGUCACCCACCGAUUAUCAAUAGUCACCUAUCGAUAAAACUUUCAUCUCGAACCAAACACGAUACCCGAUCAUCGCGAAUCUACAUCCCAUCUUCGAAAAGCCACCGAUCUCCCAGUGAUUCGCAUACAGCCUGCUUGGUCACUUCAUUGUGCUACCUUGCUCAACUCGGAUCACGAUUGACGAUACCGGCUGUCUUGCUCCGGCGUCGGGACAUCCACCCACGCGAAAUCACACCUGCCGGUAGUACUACACCUCUCGACGUCAGCAGUGGUAUGGCUUCGACCAUCUGAGAGUCUUCCGACACCGUGUUAUGUUCUGAAAAGCCUGCUUCAUCUCUGCACCCGACCUCACAUGCCCUCUUGCUCAGUCUUUGGUAAAGUUUUCUCGACCAAGUCAUAAUCAUCAUGUCUCCUCUUUCCAGACAUGCCCAACAAGCCGGCUUGCUCGUCUUAAUAGCAUCAUCAUGGGCGCCUCUAGCUGCCGCUCUGGACAUCGAAUAUUGUGCUAGCUACAAUACUGGCGAGACCCCCAGGAAUACGAGCAUUUAUCAGACAAAUGGUCUUUGCCAUGAUUUCUGUAUCGAUGACUGGGCAUUCGCUAUCACCCAAGACAAGCUAUGCUGGUGUUCGAAUUACGCACCUGUCAAGUCAACCCAAGAGGACAACUCCAAGUGCGAUACUCCUUGUCCAGCAUGGCCUGAUGAAGUCUGCGGUGGUAACGGAGUAUACGGAUAUGUGUCUCUAGGCAAAGUUGAGCCUUCCGGCUCAAGGGGCCCUUCCCCCUCAUCAACCAAAGCAAAACCAACCACCGUGGCCGUAUCCAGAGUGACUGAGACAAUACAGAAUACGGUGACUCUGAAGCCAUCAUCCACAUCCAUAUCGACCUCCACGUCCACGUCCAGCUCGGAGCCAGAAACAACCUCAACUACCGAAGAUGAAACCUCAGCUACGAGCACAGCCGAGGACGAGUCAACUACAUCUAGUUCGCGCACUUCGGUUGUUCAGACUGUCACUGCUGGCGGUACUAUCAGGACCGUCACUGUGGCAGCGCCGACGGAGACUGGUGGAACAACCGCAAGCGAAAACACCAAUGGCUCAACUACCGAGAAGAGUGGACUUGGCACUGGCCAGGUUGUCGGCAUCGUGGUAGGCGUGAUUGCAGCCGUCAUAGGUGCUGCUGCCCUCGCCCUAUUCCUGUGGUUCCGCCGAAAGAAGCAACAGAACGAACAAGAAGCCUAUCAGGACGACCCCAGUGUUCGAGAUAGCUCCUCGGGCAUUGCACGACCUGAUAUGAGCAUGGCUGGAUCACCUAUUGCAUCAGCCGCGGCAGGAAGCCGUAACAGCACCUUGCAAGUCGAUCCUCGAAUGGACCCAUUCAAGCAAGGAUUGUACGUUCGAAGCGCAAGUCAUGAGAGUAUCAACACAUUGCGAGAUGACCACGACUAUUCGAGGAGGAUUCAGGCACCCAAGGUGCUCCGUGCAACAAAUCCCGAUCCAACGCCCGAACCUUGACCGACAGGACAUUCGGCAACUCCGGAAAUUCCGCUGGGCUCCAAAUGCCAUCUUUUAUAAGAUGAGACUACGAUAAGAGGCACUUGUCUAUCUGGCCAAGAGCACGGCAUCGUGCUGCAUUGAGGGUACUUCCUCAACAUAAAUCUCUGGAGUCAAGCGGAAUUUUCUGGGAUGGAUAAUGAAAGAUGUUCCAGACGAGCAGAUAGAAUGGUCACAAUGACCCAUGAAGCACACGAAUCUCACUUUCUCCCGGCUCACUUUUAAAACCCAAAGGGCUUUUGUUGCAUUUCGAGAUACCAGGAAGGCGUUGGCAUUUUACAAGGGGGAUUACAUACACAACGGAACAUGGGACGAACGCCCCCAGCAACUGGCGGGAUCAUGGUAUGGUACAUAUGCAAGCGAGCCAAGUGACUGCUGCUUCGUACAGCAGUAUUGGAAAGGUCAUGCAUGACGGCAGAAACCAACGCUUAAUUUUCGAUUCUGAUUUUAUACUUGAUGGCAUUACGGCAACGGCGACCUCGACCAAGCAAUUAUGGCACAAUGGAUGAGGGGCAGCGACCUGUGGGGGGCGUGACAGAGUCGCCGAGUUUGAAUGACUUGCGUGGGCGCUCAGUGUUGGCUUGAAAGUCUGGAUAUAAUAUGCAGGUCGUCGUUGUCAGUUUGGGGUCACUUUUACGUACAUAGAGCCAGCACAAAUGCAUCGGGCGACGCGGUUGAGAUAGCAGCCAAAAGUAUGCUCUUCAUUUCUUGGUCUGGAACUACAGCUUGCACUUUUCAUCUCUGUGACACGAAAAUGACUGCUUUCAUAAGUUUCAUGACGCUCACUACAGAACUGGUGAUCAAUUUAGCUUCACGGUGAAGUUAUCCGCCUCCUUCUCCAUCUCUACAUUUAACUCGUCCCCUUUUGAUUUAUACCUAGUCGUCGCCUCACGCGACCUAUGGUUGGAUUUGAAACGUGAGGCAACAUGAAUCGCGCGUGGUGUCAAGCUGUCCACCGCUUGAAUAGAGCAGAACCGAUGCUCUUGAGGCGUCGAACGCCACAUUUGACGUGGCCCAUGAGUUUGCAACUUAGUCAUGAAGACGCACUAUGGAGAGUCAUCGCGGAAAGUGGGAGUAGCGUUGAAACACACUAGUUUACGGCUGGAGACCAUGAAGUCUAAUAAGUUUGUGGAUGCCCUCGUGGCUUCAAGUGAUGAGCCUAGAAAGUCAACGUUGUGGAACACUUUGCAGACUGGAACAUUACUCAAGGAGGUUAGAGACGGUGAAGGACUAAAUCAAGACUGGGCAUGAAGUGUAAAAGCGAAUUCCUGUCUUUUAAUCGUAUCCCAAUUGUAGGGUAGAAUCUUGAGCACAUAGAUACAUGAUGUAUAUAUACAGAUCCAAGACUCAUGGCAAUCCAAAUCAAAUAUGUCCUGAAGCUUCCAAAAUGCUGAAGCGAAUUCCAAAUCAAGCAAUCCCUAUGUUCCAGUCAUCCUGCACCCAAACACCCUGCAAACCAAAGUAACAAAUCCACGCUCUGUGCAAAACCUUAUGCAUCUUUUCUUCUCCAACUACUGGAACCGUGUGGGACUCGGGCUGUUCUCGCGACUUAGACUCUCGAAACUAUCGACCAUAGCCAAGACGCGUGUUCGAGCUCGUUCUCGUGUGAGGGGAACUGCUUGAGCUUCGAGAAGUACACCCGAGGAACGAUCUGUUUCGUGUGAGAAGCGCGGUUCUAGUGGAGCCAGAUCUGGGUGGAGGAAGCCGCCGAUUGAGUUGUUUGAGUUGCCUCGUGUGUGUCGUCUUGAGUGAGAGGGGUGGCCAGGAGAUGGUAGAGGAGAAGGAGAACGUGAUGACGACGGUGAAGAAUCCCGGGAGCUGCGCUGGAAGAGAGGUUGAGGUGGCUGAAGAUGAGGGGGUUCCGGGUGUUGUAGUUUUUCUGGAGGAAGUUGCUGUUGUUCUUGUGAUGUAGGUUGUGGUUGCUCUCUCCUCGUAGACUCCUUGUCCUUCUGUUGUGCUUGUCGAGAUUUCUCUUCUGAGAGACGUUGUUCCUCAGCACGCUUCUCAUCCAUCAGCCGCUGUCUCUCUUCCUCAAGACGCCGCCUCUCAUUCAGCUGUUCUUGAUCAUCCUGAACAAGCGGUUGCUUUUCAUUAAUCUCGUCGUCCCUCUUUGGUUCCACCACUGGUCGAAUGCCAGCAUGUCCAAAUUCACGUUCAUCCCGCUUCUCACGAAUACUGACACCCCCUGAUGUCUGACUCUCGUUAUCUGGAUCAACAAACUCAGCCUUGUGUGGCUUCAUCGGCACCUCGUCUUCUCGAUCGCUUCCCUCCUCGUUGCCAUUAACAACCCUUAAACGUUCUCGAGGGACAGUGAACAUGACCUGCACCAAUCGCUGCUCAACAGCCUUCUCAAUAUCCCAGUCAGACUCAGCUCCAGGCUCGGGUCCGGCUCCACCAGACAUCAUAGCACCAUGCGAAUCGCCUUCAACACCUUCCCAGUCCUGUCGACCUUUCUUCCUUCUAAGAAGCUCGCCGCGUAGACCUACCAGACCGGGCUCGUAAUCACCAGUCACGGGCUCUUGGUCAAACGAACGCCGCACGCCAGACAUAUCUUCGCGGGAUGAUGUUGGGGUACUAGCCCCUGAAAACACUCGCCGAAGAGAGCCCAGCCAUCCCCUACGUGGCUUUGACUUGGACGGCGACGAGGGCUCAUCAUCAUCGUAGCGAGGAGCUCGGUCUCCCAUAAGUAACGAAGGACCCUCUGCUUGAAGAACACCAAAUGACGAGCGGGCUGUGUUGUAACUACUAGACGACGAACUGCCUGGCUUAGGGUGCUCGGCACCGGCGGCUAGGAAUGCUGGAGCGAGAGGGUUGAGUUGACGUGCUUUAGCCUUGAUGCUUUCUGCUGCGCUCCGUGCUGACUCGGACAAGUUAGAUCCGCUUCGUGAUUCAUCAUCUCGCAGAGCAGCUGAACGGGUCGAGUUAUGCCGCGUUGGUGAAGAACGACCCUGGCUGUGACCCACGCUUCCUUGGUUCUGGCUUCGUCGGCUAUUCAUGCGCGCAAGCAAGCCUUCGGCGCUAUCGAGGUUCUGUACAUUCUGGUGUUGGCUUCGUCGACUAUUCAUGCGUGCAAGUAGUCCUUCCGCAGCAUCAACUUCAGUGACCCAAUCUUGAACCUCAGGAUCAUGUCGCGGGCUCUCAGGGCUAGGUGUUGCUGAGGCUCUGUUACCACCUCCAGGAGUCAGGCAAAUGGGGUGAGGAAUAUUAUUCGGACCCACGCCUGCGACUGGAGUCUGGAAAGGAUCUGAAGGAACCUCUGAUGUAGGUGUCGGGACGUGAUCAUAAAGGCCUCGAUUGUGAUAGGGUUCCUCUUCAUCGUCCUCAUAGAUCGGAUGGAUUGGACCCGGGAAACUUGUAGGCCGUGG